Molecule: messenger RNA, 1643 nt
Organism: Oryctolagus cuniculus (rabbit)
Lineage: Eukaryota; Metazoa; Chordata; Mammalia; Lagomorpha; Leporidae
Product: melanoma-associated antigen 10
Biological process (GO): negative regulation of transcription by RNA polymerase II
Cellular component (GO): nucleus
Source: RefSeq, a predicted model, not a curated record
AGGUUCCGAGCAGACAGGCUGGACCAGAAGGACAGAAUACCUGUGAGGUCCUAGGACAUCAACUAAAGAGAACUGCUGGUAGGAUUCUGUCACCCACAAUCCUGGUCAUAUUCUUGCCUGCUUCCUCCAGUAAGAGUCAUCAUGCCUCGCUUUGCAAAGUGCCCACGCCUCACCCUGGAGCAAGAGUUUCAGGAUUCAGAUGAAACACAGCAGCUGAGUGUUGAAGAGGUUUCCGCAGCUGAAGAGGAGGAGAAUAUUUCCACUAUUUCCUCUUUUAGCUUCUCUAGCCUGUCCUCCUGCUCUUUGCCUUUAACUCUUUCUGCUUCCUCCUCCUCUUCUCUGAUCCCUAGCACGCCAGAGACGGAUGAUAAACCUGCUUCUGGGCUGCUGAAUCUUUCCCAUUGUCCUCAGACCUUUUACUCCUCUUCCAUUUCAUGCAGUAUAUCAGAACAGCCCAGCAGCCUAGCUGAGGAGAGUUCAAGCAUCUGGCAGGCCUCCCAAGACACUGAUUUCUUGCCCAAAGACUCAGUAGAAGAAAAGGCGACCCAAUUGAUGAAUUUCCUGAUUCUGAAAUAUCGAUUGAAGGAAGCUGUCACAAAAGCAGAAAUGCUCGAGUUUGUCAUUGAAGACUACCAGGACCAAUUUCCUGGGAUCUUUGAGAGAGCCUCUAAGUGCUUGGAGGUGAUUUUUGGCAUUGACAUAAGGGAGGUAGACCCUCCUAGUGACUUUUAUGUCCUUGUCAACUCACUAGGCCUCACGUCUUGUGAGAUGUUGAGUGACGACUUUAAUAUGCCUAAAACCGGCCUUCUGAUAGUUAUCCUGGGUGUGAUAUUCAUAGAGGAUAACCGUGCCUCUGAGGAUAGUAUCUGGGAAUUCUUAAGUAUGUUGGGAGUGUAUCCUGGGAGGGAGCACUUCAUCUAUGGGGAGCCCUGGAAACUCAUCACCAAUGAUUGGGUGCAGGAAAAUUACCUGCAGUACCAGCAGGUUCCCGAUAGUGACCCCCCAAAAUACGAGUUCCUGUGGGGACCAAGAGCCUAUGUUGAAACUAGCAAAAUGAAAGUUCUGGAAUUUUUGGCAAAGGUCAAUGAAAGUGAUGUCAUUUCCUUUACCUACUGGUAUGAUGAGGCUUUGAGAGACGAGCAGGAGAGAUCCCAGGACAAGGAAGGCUGUGUGGAUAGCACUACUGCAUGUUCAUUGCUCAGCACUGAUCAGCAGUUUGUCCUAUCCCAGGUGAAUAGUGAGGCAGAUCCUUCACCCAGUCUUUGGAGAGAGUGGUUGGAAGAGAGCUGUCAAGUUUCUAAAUAGGUGGCAGUCAGGUUUAAGCAGGAGAGUGCAUAUUAUAUGAUAACUUUGUGUUCCUGUUUUAUAGGGAUGAUCUGAUGGUUUGUAUGUUUUUCUUGACAUUUUUCACCUAUUGUUCCUGUUAGUAGAAGAUAAUGUAUACCAAAACCCAGUUAGAUGGAAUAAUGGGUUCCAGUGUUAUAAGCACAGUGGGAUGACUAUUGUCCACAAUAAUGUGUUGCAUACUGUGAAAAGAACUGCUAUAGAGGAACACCUAGACUCCAAACAAAGAAAAACUAUGAAAAUGGCAACUGCCUGUUUUGUUCAUUUAUGCUGUGUAUGGAAAUAUUGAACUGUGUCCC